This is a messenger RNA of Penicillium griseofulvum, 906 nucleotides long. RefSeq names its product oxidoreductase, short-chain dehydrogenase/reductase family. The record is from RefSeq and is a predicted model, not a curated record. Lineage: Eukaryota; Fungi; Ascomycota; Eurotiomycetes; Eurotiales; Aspergillaceae. Bases 1 to 906 code for a protein of 301 amino acids. The transcript has 2 exons.
AUGCCUUUCGACUAUAACCCCGAAAAGGACAUCCCCAAUCUCUCGGGGAAGACAAUCUUCAUAACAGGAGGAACCGCGGGCCUAGGCGCAGAAUCAGCAAUCCAAAUCGCCAAACACAACCCAUCACACAUCUACCUCAGCGGCCGCAAUGUCACGAGCGCGGAAAAAGUGAUCAAGCAAAUCCACCAAACCACCCCAAAUCUCGCUGUCACUUUCAUAAAAUGCGACCUAGCCUCCCUGACCUCCGUCAAAGAAGCCGCCGAGCACUUCACCAGCCAACACCGAACCCUCGACAUCUUAAUGUGCAACGCGGGCAUUAUGGGAAAAUCCCCAGACCUAACGGCAGAUGGCUACGAAGUCCAAUUCGGCACCAACCACCUCGGCCACGCACUUCUAAUCAAAAAGUUCCUACCCCUCCUCGAAGCCUCCCGCGACCCCCGUAUCGUGAUCCUCACCUCGCAGGGAUGGGGCCUGCACCCGCGCGGCGGAAUAAUCUUUGACAAGCUCAAGUCAACGCAGGAUAUUGCGUUUUUAGGACCGUGGCGGCGGUAUGGACAGAGUAAGCUGGCCAAUUUGCUGUAUGCGCGUGAGCUCGCGAAGAGGUUCCCGGGUAUCACGUCGGUGUCUGUGCAUCCUGGUGUUAUACAAACGGGUCUUGUUGAUGGUCUUAGCCUCAAGGAUAAGAUUAUUGUUUAUUCGUCUACUUGGCGGUCGAUUAUUCAGCUGCGUGAAGGUGCCUUUAAUCAGACUUGGGCGGCUACUGUGGACAAGGCGGAGAUUCGGAAUGGGGGGUAUUAUGAGCCUGUUGGGAAGUUGGAGAAUGGGAAGCUUAAUGAGACGGCGAGGGAUGAUAAUCUUGCGGAGAGGUUGUGGGAUUGGACUGAGGAGGAACUAAAGGGAUUCUAA